Molecule: messenger RNA, 339 nt
Organism: Aegilops tauschii subsp. strangulata
Lineage: Eukaryota; Viridiplantae; Streptophyta; Magnoliopsida; Poales; Poaceae
Source: RefSeq, a predicted model, not a curated record
AUGCAGGGGCCAGCGGGCGGCCGCAUAGGGAAGCAGCAGGUGCGGCCAUCCAAGCGUGUGCCCACCACGUACAUCAGCAUCGACGCGGCCACCUUCCGCCUCACGGUGCAGCACGUCACCAGCGCCAAAGCCAAGUGGCAGGUCGGCGACGAUGCCAGCAUCGAUUUCCUCCUGCCGACCUUCGACUUUGAGCACUUGCUACCGACUACCGUCAGACACUCAGACCCUGCGGCAGUCACGGCCCAAGUCGCUGUGUACGCCUUUCUGCACCCGCUGGUGGAGCAGUCGUGCUUCCCGACACUGCUGGGCUCCUCGAACGUCAUCUUUGACAAGAACUAG